Molecule: messenger RNA, 867 nt
Organism: Sciurus carolinensis (gray squirrel)
Lineage: Eukaryota; Metazoa; Chordata; Mammalia; Rodentia; Sciuridae
Product: basic proline-rich protein-like
Exons: 1
Coding region: 1-867 (288 amino acids)
Source: RefSeq, a predicted model, not a curated record
AUGUGCCACGACCAACAGGUUCUGCAAACAACCUGUGGGCACAACUCACUGUGCGAGCCACCCACCGCGCUUAUCACUUCUAGCAGUACCCGUCCCGGUGCAAGCUCCGAGGGGGUCCGUGGGCCCCUCACCAGCUUCACCAGAGCCUCCGCCACCACCCAGAGCAGUGGUUUUCCUCAGCUCCCCACUCUUCUUCGGAAAGUAAGCACUCCAACACACCCUACUCCUUUCCGAGCCUGGCUCCUGACAAGCCGGCGCCGAUCGCGAGCACCUAGUUGGCCCUUCCAAGAAAGCUGCUCCCCAGUCGGCCCGGAUCCUUCAAGGAGGCCACCUGGACGCUGCCCCGAGCCAGGAGACAGAGUGGCCCGCCUCUCUCCGGGUCCCUGCUGUCUCCGCAGAGCUUUCUCUUCUCUACCCAGCGCCCACCCUUCGGGCAGCGGGAGUAGUCGCCCAGCGUCAGCGCCCGGCUUUGUCUGCGCCCACGGAGCGCUCCUGCCCGGCGCCCCAGGGGCUUUCGUCAAGCACGCAGCCGGCGGGUCCGGCCUGCCCUCCACCCCCGGCGCCCGGCCCGCGCAGCCCCCGCCCCAAGAUCGCCGCCACCUUCCUCCACUCUACCUUUCCCCAUCAGAGCCAGGGGGCGCGGUGCCCACCGCUCUCCGCAAGCCUCCAGGGACGCAACGCACCCCAGCCCUCAGCCAGUGCGCCCUGCUGGCCGCCGAAACCCCGGGCCGGCAGAAUCCUAGGGGGCCACUCCCGGCCCCUCACCCUCCCGCGGCUGCCGUAGCCCCUGCUAACACCAGGCAGAGAUUGGGGGCCGGGCCGGAGAGCGGGCGCGGGGUACCUUUCCCUGCAGAGCCCGGGAAGUGA